GAAAAGAAAUGAGUAAGCUCUAGUCAAACCAUUGGGGCCCGCCCUAUAAAAGCUAGCAAAGACUACCUAAAAUACCAAGUCGACUACCGACAUUCAUUGAGAAAACACCUUUGCUUUUCGAGAAACAAACCAAGAAGCUAGUGUCACAAUGCCAUUCAUCGUGGUGCUCUUGACUUUGUUGGGCUUGAGCUUGGCCGCUCCCCAAGGUGAUGAGGACCCUCAGCCUAUGGUGGUCCCGGUCUAUGCUCCUGAGAUUCAAACCAAGAUCAUCGAGUUGUACGAGGUGUUGAAGGCCGAAUUGGAGGAAGGAGACGAUAUCACAAAUGUUAUUGAACCCAUGGAGCCUCAAAUCAACGAAAUCUCGCGGAAAAAGCGAAGUGCCGAAGCCAGUCCUUUCUUCUUCGGUCGUCUCUUUGGCUUUGGUCGACGACGUUAUGGAGGUUACGGACAUCGGCGCAGCUACGGACAUCGACGCAGUUAUGGACAUGGUUACAACCGAGGAUACCGACGAAGCUAUGGAAGACGUUACUAUCAUUAAAUGCUCAAGUGGAAAAUGGGAUGAUUCGAUUGAAAACGAAUAAAUAUGUACAUUGGCUAA
Tigriopus californicus is the source of this 598-nucleotide messenger RNA. RefSeq lists its product as uncharacterized. Lineage: Eukaryota; Metazoa; Arthropoda; Copepoda; Harpacticoida; Harpacticidae. The transcript has 2 exons. Bases 149 to 538 code for a protein of 129 amino acids. The record is from RefSeq and is a predicted model, not a curated record.